AUGGUCGUUACUCGUUCAUCUCCAUCUCCGGCUAAAGCUACAAAACCCACAAAACAAUCGCAGAAAACCAGACCCAAAUCAAAAAUGGGUAAAAAAAAUCUUAAAGAGAACCCUCCUAGCCCCACUUCCCCUUCUGUUAAAAGAAAAACUCUUGGUGGACCUUCGAAGAACACUCGAGGAAAAAGACCUCGAACUGUUGUUGAAAACUCAGACUCAGAUUUUGAGUUGGAAUCUGAAUUUCUUAAGUCGCCUGUAUCUGUUAAGGGCAAGGGUAAAUCCCACGUAAAGGUGUUGCCAUCAUCAGGUGUGGCUGAGGAAAUUCCUGUUAAUAGGAUUGUUGAGGAUUGGGAAUGCAAGUACACCCGAUCUCAAUUCUAUCAUUCUAGAGUAGUAACAUCUGGGUAUUACUCUGUACUUGGAGACAUUAAGAGAAUUCUAACUGAAAGCCAAUUGGAAAUUUUUUCAAAAUCUGUGUUUGGUUAUUUUCUUCGGAUUCCGGAGUACAUAAUUCAUUACCAAUUGCUUCAUUGUUUGCUGUUGAGGGAGGUUCAACAGCCUAAUGGGUUGGAGUUUUGGGUUUGUGUCCAAGGGAAAUAUCUUAGGUUUAGUAUCGAAGAGUUUGCGUUGGUCACGGGGUUAGAUUGUCAUGUUGAUUCUGAUUUUUAUCAGUUUAAGCAAGAUGAUAAUGAAUUGGUCAAACAUUGUUUUAAGGGGUACAAAAAAAUUACCAAGGGUGCUAUUCAGACUACUUUUAUUGCUGACAAUCUUAAGGAUAACGACGAUCUUGCAGUCAAGUUGGCUGUCUUGUAUUUUGUGCAGUGUUAUUUGUUGGGUGGUCCCCCGGAUAAAGUUGUUUUGUCUGAAGAAAUAGAUGUUGUCGAUAGUGGUCGAUAUAAUGAAUUUGGUUGGGGCAAGCAUUGUUUUGAUAUCACUAUGCAUUCUUUGAAGGGUAAGAUAGAUUCUGGUUAUAAGAGGGUAGUUCGUAGUGACGAGGAUGGUGGGUAUUACAGGUUAUUGGGUUUUCCUUUGGCUAUUCAAUUCUGGUUUUUCGAGUAUUGCCCGUACGUUAUUGGGAAACUGUCGUUGUACUCAAAUGUUGGCAUUCCAAGGAUUUUGAAUUGGCCUAAAUUACCCAAGGACAAGGAGGGUCAGGUGAAAAUGGAUGUCAUGAACACCCUCAUUUUCGAUCGGUCUUUGAAAGAGUUAAAAUUAAGAAACAUCACUCCAACUUCUGUUGAGAGAUUGAGUUUGAGCCUUACUGAUUUUUUCUCUGGUGAGACUACUCUCGAUGCUGUCAAAUUCAAAAUUAAAGGUGGUUCCAAGCCUGCUGGUCAACCUGGCUUGAUGGGUGCUUCUUCAUCAUCUGCUCAUGAGAAUGUCUCCCGAGUUGAGUUUGAGGAAUUUAAAAAGUGUCUAUCUGUUGUUGUCAGCCAGCAAGGGAUACUUAUGAAAUCUGUUGCUGAGAUGAACAAGAAGCUGGACAUUCUUAUUGAGGUGUUUUUUUAAUUGUCAUUACUUUUUCUGUUAUUUUUUUAGUAGUGUUUUUAUGUUGUUUUAUACAGUAAAUUAAUUUUUUAAGUUUUUUUUGUUCUCAGUCAUCCCAAGGUGGUCUUACUCACAAUGGAUCUCAGUCUGAAGAUGCUCUUCGUACUUCAAAAAAUGAGGAUGAUGAAGAUUCCACUU
This is a messenger RNA of Cannabis sativa, 1683 nucleotides long. RefSeq lists its product as uncharacterized. The transcript is spliced from 4 exons. The record is from RefSeq and is a predicted model, not a curated record. NCBI's taxonomy places the organism in Eukaryota, Viridiplantae, Streptophyta, Magnoliopsida, Rosales, Cannabaceae. Bases 1 to 1506 code for a protein of 501 amino acids.